AUGGAUACAUCAAUACCCUUGUAUUUUCUCAUACUCCUCACAAUAUCUCAUGCCCACACUUGUAAAAACUCAAGCAUUCUCACAAACAACAAAUCCCCUGGAUUAGUAACAGAUGCACUAAUCCACAAGAUUUGCUCGAAAACCGGAAACCCUGCCCUUUGCAUGCACCACCUGGGCCAGUUCAAAGGCAAGCCCGUUAUUCCAACAACUCUAACUAACAUAAUCGGGCUAGCAAAACACCACGCACAAACGACCAAACACAAGAUUUCGGACAUUCACAAAGAAACCCAAGAAAACAAACCCGAAUUAAGAUUGAUGUACCAAAAGUGCAUCAAGAAUUAUGCGGAUGCUAUGGGUCAAUUGGAUAGAGCUAUUUACGGGUCAAGGGACUAUCGAAAAAUGGGGCCCAUCAAACAACAUGCUUUGAUUGCCAUAUCCGAUGUUCGAUCAUGCACGAUGGAAUUGGCUAAGCACAAGAGCGAGACUUUGGGCCUUAUUAGUGAUAACCGCAUGUUCCAAGAUAUUGGAAGUGUCAUAGUGGGCAUAUGUAAUGAAACCUCUUAG
Striga asiatica is the source of this 564-nucleotide messenger RNA. NCBI's taxonomy places the organism in Eukaryota, Viridiplantae, Streptophyta, Magnoliopsida, Lamiales, Orobanchaceae. The record is from the annotation of a GenBank genome assembly.